AUGGGUUUGAAUGUGAAGGACAUUCAACUUCGUUUGUGCAAAGUGGUUCAGCUUUCAUCUGAGUCUAGUUACACAUUUCUACAAAAGCAUCCAUUGGUUUCAGGUGCUUUGUUGGUCUGCUUCAUCCUAUAUAUAUUCCUCUCUUAUAUUUAUAGCUUCUUUGUUUAUAUGUCCCCUUUUCUUUUGUGUGGUGCUAUUUUUAUAAGAAUCUUUUGGAGUUCUGAGCAAACUCAGCUCAGAUAUGUCAAAAAGGAGAAGGAAAAAGGAGAGCAGAAAAGGGUUGAAACAAAGUGUCCAGAGAUACCAAACAAUGGAAGACAAUUGCUUUAUAAGUAUCCAUCACAGAAUGCCACAAGUAGGAGGAGAAAUUUUACAGGCAAGAAAUGGGAUGUAUAUGGUGGUUUAGAAGAAAAAGCCAAGGAUUUAUCAGCAGUUUUCCAUAAUGAGUUCACUAAAAGAACCACAGAGAAAGGAGAGAGUUCUUUGAAUUAUGGAUUGUCAGCAAAAAGGUUUCAGGCUCCUAAAAGGCAAACCUUAAGAUCUGAACCUUCAAUGGUUGACCUUGUUGAGUAUGGUGGUUCAGAGAUAGAUUCAGAAAAGAUGGAGAAUGGAGAUGAUGAGGAUGAGGAAGAAGCACAAGAGGAUAGGAACAAAGCUAUUGAAUGGACAGAAGAUGAUCAAAAAAACCUUAUGGAUCUUGGGGUUUCAGAGAUGGAGAGAAACAGAAGGCUGGAGAUUCUCAUAGCCAGAAGAAGAGCAAGAAAACUAUUGAAGCCACAUCUUUAUAAUGGUCUAAAUGAUAAAAAAUCAAUUACACGAAGUCAUAUUGCACCAGUGCUUACCAGAAGAGGCAAUCUUUUUGAUUCUCCAAAGGACUUUGAAGGGUUUGAUGACUUAGAAAUGCCUGGUUCUGCCCCAUCUAUGAUUCCAAAAAGUCCAUAUGAUAUUCCCUAUGAUCCUUCUGAGGAGAAACCCAACCUCACUGGAGACAGUUUCCUUCAAGAAUUUACAUGUCAACAGAAGGACAUGCCAUUCUGCAGACAUGAAAGCUUCAGUUUAGGACCCCUUUUCCCAUCAGAAACCAAACAAGAUCAUGAAGUUAGAGAGCCUUAUUCCUCUAAUAAUGGGAGGAACAGGCCUGCAUACUCAAGAUUCAGAAGGAUUCAUGCAGAUAAGGGAAAUCAUGACUGGCUAAUUGACACGUUGAACUACAAUGAAGGUGGUGAAAGUGGACUUCAAGCACCCAAUUCACUAAGAAAAGGAGAGGAAACAACACAAGAAGAGGAUGGAAAAUGUAAAGCUGAUAUGGCUGAAGUGAAAGAUGAGAAAGUGGAGAAUGCUCAUGAAACAAAAUCCAUGUCAGAUCAGGCAAGUGAUCCAAGCUUAGUUCCAAACAUCUCAAAUGUUCCAACAGCUAGAGUUCCAAGGUUUCCUACCCCUCAUGAGAAGCUCCUCAAGUUACCAUUUCCUACUACUACAAAUGAAUCUAUGCUUGACACAAUUCCAUCUCUAGCUGAUAAGAGACAAGAAAAUAUGUUUUUAACCGAUAGGCGCCUUUGUCACACCCCAACAUAUUCCAUAGCUUCUGAUUUACAAGUGGAGGUUUCUGACGUUGGUUCACUAGCAUCAACAGUUGAUGAAGUUGGUGAAACCAAUUCAUCCACUGAUAGAGAAUCUGUAGAAUAUGAUGGGGACAUUGAUAGAGAUGUUAGUUCUGGCAGUGAAGAGUUGUGGGGAGCCUCCUUCCAUGGAAGAGGAGAAGCGCAUGGAGUUAGAAAUGAGGAGGAAAUUGCAGAAGUAAAUAACAACUCAAAGGAUAUUGUUUCAACACUCCUUACUCUAAGACAAAUAGAUGAAGAAAAUGUAGCUGAUGUGAGCUCAUUGUCCUCAAGAUCUGAUAUGCCUGAAGAUACUCCAACUUGUGCAAUAAAUAGUGCUCAUAACAUCUUUGGUUAUAUGAAAUAUACUGUGGGGGAAACUGAAGCGCCCCAAUCUUCCCUUUCUUCUUAUACUGUGGAUCAGUUUCCUAAUGAAAUACAAUCAGAACAACCGGAGGAAUGGUCCAACAUGUCAGAGAAUUUAAUAAAUGAGGCACAUGUUACCAAUGAUGUGAAUAACUCAGCAGCCACAGAACAAGAUAACACAGAGAACUCAAGAACUAAUGAAGAUCCUGGCAUAUCAGUUGUGAGGCAAGAAUCAAUUGAUGAAUCUUCUAUCCACUCAAUUUCAUCAUCACCAAGAUCUGUAUUACCAGAGAAGACCAUAGCAGAUGGAAUUACAUCAUCAGCUUAUGAUCAAGAGAUGAAUAUAGAUGCUGAGCAAUCUAACAUGGAGGAUAUGACCCAAGAAACUUUAAAUGGUGAACGUCCACCUGACAUCUUGCCUCAAAAUAUUCAGUCUUUGAUGGAUGAUACAAAUGAUGAAUCACAAAAUGUUGACCUCAAUCAUUCUCGGGAGCAGGCUAAUCCCCCAGAGAAUUCCACUGAAGAAUCAAAUAUGUUUGGCAAGUUGAAUGGUGAAGAAAUCUGCGAUAAGGAAGAGCAAGAUAAGUUAAAGAAUGACGAGAACAGUGAAGACAGUUCAAGACACCUAAUUAGACAAGAGGCUACUGCAGAAUCCACCACACUAAUAAAUGAGAGGACAACUAUGGAAGUUAUGAAUGAGAAACCAAGAGACUCAGUGAAUGAUAAACAUACAGAGCUGGUUGAAGGUGAUAAAAGUGACCAACCAGAAAAUAGUAACAUCCAUGAGAACUUGCCACAACCAAGGGUCACUGAGCCAAUAAUUCCAAGCAAAGAAGCAAAUGAGGGUCAUGCAGAGGAUUCAUAA
Gastrolobium bilobum is the source of this 2829-nucleotide messenger RNA. RefSeq lists its product as uncharacterized. The transcript has 5 exons. NCBI's taxonomy places the organism in Eukaryota, Viridiplantae, Streptophyta, Magnoliopsida, Fabales, Fabaceae. Bases 1 to 2829 code for a protein of 942 amino acids. The record is from RefSeq and is a predicted model, not a curated record.